Molecule: messenger RNA, 2556 nt
Organism: Quercus lobata
Lineage: Eukaryota; Viridiplantae; Streptophyta; Magnoliopsida; Fagales; Fagaceae
Product: PPR superfamily protein
Exons: 1
Coding region: 43-1935 (630 amino acids)
Biological process (GO): RNA modification
Molecular function (GO): protein binding; RNA binding
Source: RefSeq, a predicted model, not a curated record
UUUUCAGUUGUGCUCUUUGGGACCUGCCCACUUUCAAUACCCAUGAUUUCAACAUGGCCAAGAUUUGGAUCAUCUAUUAUGCAUCCUUUGAUCAGACGAUUCUCUUCAACUGUAGACCCCACACUAUCAAUUCCAGCCAUUCACUGUAAAAUUAGAGACUACGUUUCCGAAGGACUUUAUAACGAAACACUUGAACUUUACAAAGAAGUGCUCCAUCCAUUGGGUCUCCAUGCAACCACCUCCAUUUUUAUUCCUUCAAUCAUCAAGGCAUGCUCUCAUGCUCAGUCCUACCAUUUUGGACUCCAGCUUCACUGCAUGGCCCUCAAGGCAGGCUCUGAUUCAGAGGCAAUUAUAUCCAAUUCUCUUGUUUCUAUGUAUGCUAAAUUUUCCAUUGCUGAAGCUGCACGUCAAGUGUUUGAUACAAUGCCUCAUAGAGACACCAUCUCAUGGAAUUCCAUUAUAAAUUGCUAUUUACAAAAUGGGUAUUGCGUAAACGCUUUAGAAAUGUUUAAGGAGAUGUAUUUGUGUGGUAUUGCACCAAAGCCCGAGUUAAUUGCCGCCAUAGUGUCAGCUUGUGCAAGGAAAGGAGAGUUUAGACUAGGGAGACAGAUCCAUGGGCUUGUUAUUGUUGAUGGAAUCAAGGAGUCGGUGUUUUUGUUAACAGCUUUGGUUGAUUUGUACUUGAGAUGUCAUGACUCAUUGGUAGCGUUACGUGUCUUUGAAGGAAUGGAAAAUAAAAAUGAAGUUUCAUGGACUGCUAUGAUUUCUGGCUGCACGGCUAAUCAAAAUUAUGAUAUGGCAAUCAAUUGCUUUCAAGCAAUGCAGGUUUCCGGGGUUAAACCCAAUCGAGUAACGUUACUUACAGUGUUACCAGCUUUUGCAGAAUUGGGCUAUAUUGAGCAUGGCAAAGAGAUUCAUGGCUAUGCUUUUCGUCAUGGAUUUGAUGCAGAUCAUCAUUUUUCAGCAGCUCUCAUACAUAUGUAUUGCAAAUGCCAGGAAACUUUGCAUUCUGCUGAGACCAUUUUUGAGAAGUCAAUUAUUAAAGAUGUUGUGAUGUGGAGUUUGAUUAUUGGGAGCUAUGCUCAAAGUAGGAAUAGCGGCAAAGCAAUGAAUCUUUUUAGCCAAAUGCAGAUGCAGGGAAUUGAGCCUAACUCUGUAACUCUAUUGGCCAUACUUUCUGUCUGCACCAGUUUAUCUUCACUAAAGCUUGGAUGUGGAGUCCAUGGCUAUAUCCUGAAAUCUGGCUUGAACUUUGACAUUUUCAUUGGGAAUGCACUUAUAAAUAUGUAUGCAAAGUGUGGCUGUCUCAUGGCUUCCCAUCAAAUUUUUAAAGAAAUGCCAACCAGAGAUUGCACUUCAUGGAGCACAUUAAUCAGUGGUUAUGGUCUUCAUGGUUGUGGUGAAGAAGCUUUGCAACUCUUCCAUGAGAUGCAAGACAAAGGGAUGAUGCCAGAUUCAAUGACUUUCCUCGCUCUAUUAUCCACUUGCAACCAUACUGGCCUUGUCGAAGAGGGACGAAAGAUCUUUGAUUGUGUAAUGAAAGAUGAUAAAAUUCCCUUAACUGUAGAACAUUAUGCAUGCUUUAUCGACCUCCUUGGAAGGUCAGGGAAGCUUGACGAUGCUUGUGAGGUUGUAAGAGCAAUGCCCAUGAAACCUAGUACAAAAAUUUGGAGCUCCUUGGUAUCUGCUUGUAAGGUUCAUGGAAGAUUGGAAAUUGCUGAAAAGUUAGCACUUUGGCUUAUCGAAUCAGAACCUGGUAACGCUGCCAAUUAUACCAUGUUGAGUAUGGUUUAUGCUGAAGCUGGUAAUUGGCCUGGGGUGGAAGAGGUGAGGAGACUCACAAGGGUACAAGGCUUGAAGAAAUGUUAUGCAUUCAGCCGAAUUGAGCUGGAGUAUAAGUGCUUCUCAAGUAGUAGAAACAAUCAGCAACUGUAAUUUAUCAAGCAUUUGGGUUGAAGAAUGAAGGCCAAGCAUGUCCACCCACAAUCAAAUUUUUACAUUGAAAUUUGUGUAAAAUACAAUUUUGGUUUCACCAAAUUUUGCACUGAGGUGCAAUACAGUUUUGUUAAGGCAGAAAAAGAUUAUAUAAUGUCCCCAGAAAAAGAAAUGGAUGAAGUACUUGUUCCGUGAUACCAGCCAUGGCCUCAAUGACAAGAGCAACAACAUUAGAAAGAUAUAUGGCUCAAAAUGCUCGAUUCACUGAUAAAGCUUCCACCGUACUACUUGUUUAACCUAUAGCUGCCCUUCUUCUAAUUCUAGCAGUGUCAAUAAGCCAGAACUUCUGCAAACAAGUAAUGGUUGUCUAAAUUAUUUGAGAAAAUUUGUAAGUGUAACAAAUGCAUUUUUUAUUCAUUUACAAUAGCAUAGUAGUAAAAAUUGACAUGUCAAUUAAAGAGGUGAAGAUGGAGUGACUUUGGAUAGGAUAGAAUGAUGAAAAGAAUAGAUUUGUCGACCCAAAUGUUUUGGGACUAAGCCUUGGUUUGUUGUUGUAACGAUUUCAGACUACUGAUGGCAAUGCAUGAUAUUCUGUACAUAUUAUGAAUUUUAUAUGGAUUA